GACUCGUUCGGAACCAAGGUGCCCCAAUCCCCUGUUGGCCCAGACUCCUUCCUGCGGUUUCUGUCCACGGCCGUCAUGCCCCGUGGGCAGAAGAGUAAGAACCGUGCUCGUGAGAAACGUCACCAGGCCCGGGCUGAGACCCAGAGUCUUCAUGAUCAGGCCACCACAUCUGGGGGAGAAGAGACCACCUCCUCCUCUCCUCCUGAUUCAGAGAGCGCUCCCUCAAGCUCAUCUGCUGCUGGCACCCCCAAAGGGCCUCAGGGAGCCCAAGGCACCACCAGUGCUACUGAAGGUGCUAUACGCAAAAGAUCUGGUGUCGGUGGCAAAGCACGCUCAAGAGCUGGUGCACGUGGCAAAGCACGCUCAAGAUCUGGUGUAGAUGCCGAGGGCCAAGUUCAGGAAGGUGAAAAUUCCUCCCAGGCCUUAGCUGCUGCUGAGAGCUCUCAAACAGAUCUUCUGACCAGAAAGGCAGACAUGUUGGUACAGUACAUGCUGUUUAAGUAUAAGGUGAGGGAGCUCAUUAAGAGGUCUGAAAUGCUGAAGGUUAUCCACAGAAGGUACAGGGAGCAAUUCCCUGAGAUCCUUAGCAGGGCCUCUGAGUACAUAGAGAUGGUGUUUGGCCUGGUGCUGAAGGAAGUCAGGCCCAACAGUCACUCCUAUACCCUGGUGAGCAAUGUAGAUAUCAUCGACAGUGAGUCUAUGAGAGGUGAUUGGGGGCUGCCGAAGAAUGGUCUUCUGAUGCCUCUGCUGGGUAUCAUCUACCUCAAUGGCCACCGCGCCUCUGAGCAGGAUGUCUGGAAGUUCCUGAGUAUUCUGGGCAUCUAUGAUGAAAGAAGGCACUUCAUUUUUGGAGACACCAGGAAGCUUAUCACAGAAGAUCUGGUGCGGGAAGAGUACCUGGAGUACCACCAGGUGCCCGGCAGUGAUCCCCCUCGCUAUGAGUUCCUGUGGGGUCCUAAAGCACUCACAGAAAACUGCAAGAUGAAAGUCCUGGAGUUUUUGACGAAGGUCAAUGAUUUGAUCCCCAAUGCCUUACUGCCGCAUUAUGAGGAGGCUUGGAGAGAGGAGGUAGAGAGCGCCAGAGCCAGAGCUGCAGCCACUGCUGGCCCUUCUGCCUCAGCCAGUGCUGGCCCUCCUGCCUCAGCCAGACCUGGCACUUCUGCUGCAGCCAGGGCUGGCACUUCGGCCUUGGCUAGGGCUGACAUGUCUGCCAGGGCCAGGCCUGGUCCUUCUGUCUCAGCCAGUGCUGGCCCUUUGGCCUCAGCCAGUGCUGGCCCUCCUGCCUCAGCCAGACCUGGCACUUCUGCUGCAGCCAGGGCUGCCACUUCGGCUGCAGCCAGGGCUGACGUG
Messenger RNA from Odocoileus virginianus texanus, 1350 nucleotides. The record is from RefSeq and is a predicted model, not a curated record. Lineage: Eukaryota; Metazoa; Chordata; Mammalia; Artiodactyla; Cervidae.